Serinus canaria (Common canary) is the source of this 3757-nucleotide messenger RNA. RefSeq names its product cilia and flagella associated protein 36 (gene CFAP36). Lineage: Eukaryota; Metazoa; Chordata; Aves; Passeriformes; Fringillidae. The coding region runs from base 39 to 1112 and encodes 357 amino acids. The transcript is spliced from 10 exons. Gene Ontology annotation, cellular component: ciliary base; axoneme. The record is from RefSeq and is a predicted model, not a curated record.
CCGUGACGCCGGUUGCCAUAGCGGCCGCGCCGCUGGCCAUGGCGGCCGGGGAGGAGGACGACGUGGAGUGGGUGGUGGACACCAUCGCCGGCUUCCUGCGGGGGCCCGCCUGGUCCAUCCCCAUCCUGGAGUUCAUGGAGCACAACUGCGAGGUUUUUGAUGAUGAAGAAGAAAGCAAGUUGUCAUACACAGAAAUUUAUCAGGAGUACCAAGCUCUGGUGGAGAGGUUACUAGAGGACUACCUUAAAGAAGUUGGAAUUAAUGAGGAGAAAUUUCAAGAAGCUUUUUCUUCUCCUCUUGCAAAGACCCACACCUCCCAGGCCAUUCUGCAAACAGUGUUGGCAGCAGAAGAUUUUAGGCUAUUUAAAAAAAUGAUGGUACAGAAAAAUAUUGAAAUGCAACUGCAAGCAAUUCGAAUCAUCAAAGAAAGAAAUGGUGUAUUGCCUGAGUGUUUGACAGAGGGUUCUGAUGUAUUCAGUGAAAUUGAACAGGAGGAAAUGAAAAUACUCAGGGAGGUUCUAAGAAAAUCUAAGGAAGAGUAUGAAAUAGAGCAAGAGAGAAAGAGGACUGAAGAAGCACGUGCUAAACUCAAAGCUCCAGAUGUUACCCACAGUUGUCCAGGAGAUUCGAGAGAAGCUGUAAAAGUUAAGGAAUCCACUGAGGGAGCUGAGCAUUCUGAGGAAAGUCCAAAAUGCCCAUUAGAGGGAUCUCAUAAAUCUACAAAAGAAGACCCCACACCAGUUUGCCCAGUACAAAAAGGAACUGAAAACUUACCCCAGCCCUCUUGUACCAAGGGGAAAGAAGACACUAAGAAAAGGUCUGCUGGGAAAGGUUCAGAGAACACAGUGCAAAAAGCUGGGGUGAAAGGACCUGAUUUAUCAGAAACUGAAAAGCAGCAGCUGAAGCAACGUGAGGAUUACCUAAAGAAAAAACGAGACCUGCUGCUGGCUACGAAGAAAGAGUCAAAAAGUAAUGCACCACCACCCAGCAGUGAUCAGAAAGAGGAGGAACCCCCUCCCAAAGAGGAGAUGUCAGAAGAGAAGCAAAGGCUGCUCCAGAAGAGGAAGAUGCUUGCAGAGAAGCUAAAAGAAGAAGUCAUUAAUAAGCGGUAGUUUUAAGAGGCUCAUUGCUGACCCCAAGAACACAAGGAUGUUUUAGAAUACGUUAUCAGUAAGUGAAGGGAUUUCCAAUCUUGCACUGGGAUUUAUAGAACUUUCAGACAAGCAGCUCAGUACCUGGUAACUCCCUAUUGCACAUGCCACUGAAACACACCAUGAACACUCCUUUUCCAGAGUGCUGGAAACUCCCUGACUGUCCAAGGCCAUGCCAUCACUGCAGAGCACAGCCCUGCUCCAGCCCUGAGAGCAGAGGCACCUGGAAAGCUGGGAAGGGAAUUCCUGUGGAAACAGCUCCCAGCUCAACAUUGGAACUUUUUCAUGCCAGCAGUGCAGAAGGUGACUCCUUUCACUAGCCCAUUGUAAACCAAUGGCUCUUUCUCAGCUGUGCAGUGUAAUAAAGUCUGGUUUCACAAGGAAGUGCACCCUCAACCACCUUGUUUGUGAGAAAGCCAAUGGACCUUUGGAGUCAAGACAUUCACAAAGUAACUCCAGGUUACAGUGCUUUACAGGUUUUUGGGGCAGUUUCCCAGGCCCCAGGUGCCAGUUUGCAAUAAAUGCAACUUGAAAUAAAAGGAGUUGCUUUAGUGCAAAGCUGAGACCGUUCCAGCAAUUCACUGCCAGAGUAACAAAAAUCUUUUAAAGUCCCUUACUGGUUUGGCUGUCAGAGACUCAAAAAGAAACCAGGAGAGGUCACCCUUGGCCAUGACAGGCCACAGCUACUCCCAACGUAAGAGACAAACCCACCCCUUCUAGUUUCACGGAAUUUUUAUUAAAAUAGCAUUUAGAACUGGUACACGUUGGCAGAUGUUCUGUUCUUUCCCCAAAAGUGGCAGUGGAAGGGAGAAUAAACUCCAGGCAGGAGAAUAAACCUGGCUGCCCACAAGGGCAGACUGGGAACCAGCACGGAGGGGUGAGAGCCCCAAGGAAAAGCUAGAGAGUGCUGGGUCUCACCUUCUCCUGGGAGUGCAGGCUGGUGUUUAACAGGAUAUCUACUGCCACUUCACCCAGUCCUUUCCUAGGAACUGUAAAAACUCAUGACAUUGUUGGUUUUGCUGUGAAGCCAGCUCCUGGUAGUGUCUGAGUGUGUUGUUGAAGCUCCUGCCGUGGUGCAGCAGCGUUGGCCCAGUGAGGAGCAGAGCAAGGACCGAUGCUCCUGGGAGUCCUGGGGAGAACUCGGCUUGGGAGGCUCUUGGAGAGAAUCAGGAACAGGGGUCCACGCUCCAGGUGAUGCCACUUCUGCUCCUCAGGUGAGUGAAGGCACAUCCCAGGUACCUGCUGCUUUCAGGGCCUGGGAAUCUUCUUUGCUGAUGGAGACAAAAGACCCAGUGGGAGGCAAAGCAGCUUGAGAGUGAGCACACGAGGAUGGUGCUGCAGCUUCUCUUUAGCAGCAAACACUUCCUUGGCUCUGGAGCUGAUGGGUGUUCCCUCAGAGUCCUGUGCGGGGUGGCCUGGAGCUCUCUGGGGACACCACCACUGUCCCCAGGUCCAUCAGAGCACCUGUGUCUUGCUCACCUAUUCCCUCUGGGAUUCCAUCCGCUGGUAUGGAGUAAUUUCUGAAACCUGCAUGGAUAACUAACCUUAAACAAUAUCCUACAACAGCCACAUUGAAAAGUCUGAGUUCACUUACCAUGUGUAACAAACCAAACAAAAGCAAUAAUUAUGGAAUUACAGGGUCACAUUUUAAUUCCUGAAUUUUACAGUUCAGCAUUAAUAUCACCACAUGUAUACAAAUGGUGUAAAACAAGUACAGUGGUAUCUUUAAUACAAAAUAAACUUCUGUUUUAUGGAAAAAACUAUACUUCAUAUCUACACAGACAGCCCAUCUUUUCCAAACAAGAGCUAAAAUUAAAACUAACUACAAAAAUCUCCAAAACAGAGAAACUGCUUCAGUUUAAACUAUUCCAGGAGAAAUGGACCCAUAACACGUAUUACAAGAGUGAUCUAUGUGGUGGAUUGCAGCUGGUUCCAUCUUUAACAUCUCUGACACAGUCGCUGGGAAAUCUCCUCUCACUUCGUCAUGAUCUCAGAUCACACAUGGGCAAACUAACAUUAAAAUAUUUACAGUUCAUGUGCUGCUCUUGAAAAAUAAAACCUGGACUGUUUGCCUCUGUCACCUUGCCAUGAACUCCCCUAUUCCAGUCACAGUUCACUCACCUAUGUGGAAUGUGCUUUGUGUUUUAAAAAAGCAGCUUUUGUGCCACCCCAGGUUCAGGUACUGCUUGUGGAUUCCGCCUCCAAGCCCUCAAGGUGUUCUCCUGGCAAUAAUCCCAUCUUGGUCCAAACUGACUUGGGUGGUAAAAUGCUGCUCAGUCCACCACUAUGAAAAACCUGUGAGUGUUUCUUAUUCCCACCUCAGCCAUGCAGCUCCCAAACAGGGAAACGGCUGCUCCAAGAGGAGGCAGCCCUUGGAACACCGUGGAGCACGUUGGAAUUCAGGCUCUUCCCAACCUGAAGCCAAGAGCUGAGGGAUGUGCCGGGUGCAGCCCCACCAUGACACAAGCAGCUCCUGCAGACCCUUGGGAAGCCACUGCUCCUUGGCAUAGAUAUUUCUGGACGUCUCACUGACAAAACAAGCAAAACCUUCCAUUUUGAAUCCAGCUUCCAUUCUCUCCUCUUGGAAAAUACAAAUUAAAACUUAU